Molecule: messenger RNA, 552 nt
Organism: Manacus vitellinus (golden-collared manakin)
Lineage: Eukaryota; Metazoa; Chordata; Aves; Passeriformes; Pipridae
Product: serine/threonine-protein kinase pim-1-like
Exons: 3
Biological process (GO): protein autophosphorylation
Cellular component (GO): cytoplasm
Molecular function (GO): protein serine/threonine kinase activity; ATP binding
Source: RefSeq, a predicted model, not a curated record
CUCCCCAACGGUUUCCUGUUGGUGAUGGAGCAUCCGGAGCCGUCUCAGGACCUCUCUCUCUUACUGACGGCGUGGGGGUUCCUGCCGGAGGAGAUGGCGUGGGGGCUGUUCCACCAGGUGCUGCAGGCCGUGUGGCACUGCACCAGCUGCGGCGUCCUGCACCGGGACAUCAAGCCCCAGAACAUCCUCCUCCACCUGGCCACCGGCGAGGCCAAGCUCCUUGACUUUGAAUGUGGCACCUUCCUCCAGGACACGGCCUACACCCAGUUUGCAGGAACACCGUCAUACAACCCGCCAGAGUGGAUCUGCUUCAAACGCUACCGCGGCGAGGCGGCCACAAUCUGGUCCCUGGGCAUCCUGCUCUACCAGAUGGUCUGCGGGAAGCACCCGUUCUGCAGAGGCACCAACACCAUCUGGGACCAGCUCCCGUUCCCACCACGGGUCUCUCGAGGGUGCCAGCACCUUAUCAGGUGGAAGACCUUUUGUGCCAUCCUUGGGUGCAGGGCAUUCACCUGCUCUAGAAGACGGGAGAGAUCCACGUGCUCACUUUGA